CAAAAGAACUGGAAUUAUGGUGAAUCGACAAGAAUUAAGGAUUUUCCUCAUAAAUGAAUUCCAAUUCCUAUCAAUCUCAACAACAACACAUCCAUUCCAUUUCCUUAUAAAUACUUCAUUUCAAGCCCUAGCUUUCUCAUUCGAUAUUAAACUCCAAAUAUGAAGAAUUUUCUCAUUUCUUCUCUUGUUUUCUUCCACCUUACGCUUGUGUCAGUGAGGUCCGAUGUUAUCCAAGAAACUUGCGAUAAAGCUGCAAGGGGUGAUCCUGCUACUAUAAGGUUGGACUUUUGUUUGUCAGCUUUUGAAGGGAAUCCCAAAGCCAAAUCAGCCACCAGUGUUGCGGAUUUAGUUGAAAUCUCCAUUGAGACAUCCAUAGCUAAUGCCACCAGCAUGGGCUCCUUAAUAACUAGCCUUUUGGAUAACAAAAGCAUUGGAAUAUUUGCUAGGAAUUGCUUGGAAGAUUGCUCUGAGCUUUACUCUCUUGCAGGGUCUAAUUUACGAAGAGGUGGGAAGGCUUUUGAGGGUAAGGAUUUCGGAACUGCUAAUAUAGAAAUAACUGCUGCCAUGGAUGCACCAGUCACUUGUGAAGACGGGUUCAAGGAGAAAGGGUUGGUGUCGCCGUUGACAAAGGAAAACAAGAAUUUUUUUCAGCUAACUGCUAUCCCUCUUGUAUUCAUGAAAAUGGUCCAGAAAUGA
Gossypium raimondii (Peruvian cotton) is the source of this 696-nucleotide messenger RNA. RefSeq names its product putative invertase inhibitor. Lineage: Eukaryota; Viridiplantae; Streptophyta; Magnoliopsida; Malvales; Malvaceae. The record is from RefSeq and is a predicted model, not a curated record. Gene Ontology annotation, molecular function: enzyme inhibitor activity. The transcript has a single exon. Bases 160 to 696 code for a protein of 178 amino acids.